CUUCUUUAAAAAUGGAACUUCAUCCAACAAAGAGUAAUUUAUCAUUUAUUAUGGAGGAAAUUAAUAUAGUGAUUUCUGGUCCUUGUGCAUUAGGAAAAUCAAGUGUUGGUAAAUUGUUAGUGACAAAAUUAAAUUAUCAAUUUAUAGAAACUGAUUUAUUUUAUCAAUAUUUAGUGUCAAAAACAUCAAGUUUUGAUGAAGAAGAAUUGAUAAAUAUUUUAAAUAAUGAAGAACUCAAAUAUUUAUUUCAGAUUGAUAAUACAACACUUUUUUAUGGAGAUGGUAUAAAUAAACAAGCAUUUGAGUUAUCAAAAAAUGAUAAUAUUCGUAAAAAUAUUAGUGAAAUUAUUCAAAAAAAUACAAGACAGAAAGGUUUUGUGGUGGUAGGUUGUGAUUCAACUGAAAUUCUUCCCGAUGCUGAAAUUAAAUUUUAUUUAACAGCUAAUUUUGAAACACGUGUUGAUCAUCGACAAAAACAAUUUAAUUCAGAAGAUUUGAUGUGGUAG
Racocetra persica is the source of this 506-nucleotide messenger RNA. Lineage: Eukaryota; Fungi; Glomeromycota; Glomeromycetes; Diversisporales; Gigasporaceae. The record is from the annotation of a GenBank genome assembly.